Messenger RNA from Mesorhabditis belari, 1404 nucleotides. The record is from the annotation of a GenBank genome assembly. Lineage: Eukaryota; Metazoa; Nematoda; Chromadorea; Rhabditida; Rhabditidae.
AUGGGCGAAAUCCAAGUGUCCCCAUUCGGCACUCGUGCCCGUUUCGCGAUGCUGAUGCUCGUGCUGUUGUGCUUGACAAGUGUUUGGUCCAACAUCUUGACCUUUAACUUCGCCAUCAUUUGCAUGGGAAAUCAUCAGCAAAACGGCACAAACGAGACCACCCAGGAUCCGGUGUUCACAAAAACGGAGCAAAAAUACGCGAUCUCGAUCGUUGCCGUGGCGGCGAUACUCGCGAAUUUUCCAGUGUUAUCCUUGGUGAACCACUAUCAAAUCCGGACGAUUUUCGGAGUGGCUGGCCUCCUCUCAGCCAUCGUUACACUUGCCAUUCCACCGGCUAUUCGAGCCGGUUUCUAUUACUUCUUGGCUCUUCGCUUUGUCCACGGUGUCGCGUUCGCUGUGAAUCUCCCAGUGAUCGGUGCCUUCUGCUCUAAAUGGGCAUAUUACAAGCAGAAUGGUCUCUUCGUGGCGGGACUCGUCGCUUACCUCCAAGUUGCCCCAGCUUUCACCAAUCCGGUCUCCGGCGGGAUUUGCCAUGUUUUCGGUUGGUCAGCCAUUUUCUACUUCCAUGGCGCAGUCGGCCUAGUGCUCUUCCUUGUCUACGGUUUCUUUUAUCGAAACAGUCCCGGAAAGCAUCCAUUCGUGAGCGAUGUUGAGAAGAAUAAAAUCCAGAUCGGGAAAUCGACAACUGACAAGAAAGCGUUGAAGCAAGUCCCGUAUGGAAAGAUCGUGCGAACACCGGCCAUUUGGGCUGUUUGGAUUGCUUCUUUUGGCAAUUUCACUGUCAUCAACAUGAUCUUUCUCUACUCGCCGAUCUAUCUAAGCACUGUGCUCGGCUACUCAGUGACAAAUACGGGUUUCACAGCCGCGCUCGCUCCUCUCGCUCAAGCAAUCAUGAAGGUUGUGGUCGGUCAACUCAGCGACAAGAUCAAAUUCCUUUCUGAGGUGAACAAAUUGCGGAUGUUCAACACGAUCGCUUUCUUCGGUUGUUUCUUCUUCCUCUGCUUGUUGGCGUUCACCGAUCCACUUACACAAGUCGUGCACUUUAAGUUAUCGCUGAUUUUCUUCGGCUGUGCUGGUGGAAUUGUUGGGGCGAAUACAGGCGGUUUCUUCCGCGCCGCACCUAUCCUCAGUCGGCAGUACAGUCAUUUUGUGACUGGAAACAUCUCAUUGGGCAUUUCGAUCACAAUGUUUUUGGUGCCUUUCUUUGUCACCCCGAUGACGCCGAAUAACACGGCCGAAGAAUGGAGAGUCGUUUUCUUGUGUCUCGGUGGAGUGAUGGCAAUCUGCAACGUGAUCUUUUGCAUUUUCGUGCGCGGAGAGCCAUGCGAAUGGACAAAGGAGGAUUUCGUCAUCACCAGGACCUCCGUCGUGCAACCGACCCAAAUUAACGAGCCACGAAAGUUC